Cheilinus undulatus (humphead wrasse) is the source of this 4840-nucleotide messenger RNA. It is a transcript of the gene mmp16b, whose product is annotated as matrix metallopeptidase 16b (membrane-inserted). Bases 270 to 2135 code for a protein of 621 amino acids. Gene Ontology annotation, biological process: extracellular matrix organization; collagen catabolic process; proteolysis. The transcript is spliced from 11 exons. Gene Ontology annotation, cellular component: extracellular matrix. Lineage: Eukaryota; Metazoa; Chordata; Actinopteri; Labriformes; Labridae. The record is from RefSeq and is a predicted model, not a curated record. Gene Ontology annotation, molecular function: zinc ion binding; metalloendopeptidase activity.
UGUACAUGGCCAUUGAUGCUGCUGGAUAGAUGUAGCCCCUGAUGUAAAUAAGAAUGGCGAGGGCAGCGGGUCUAACAUGUCGCGUUUUCUCUGCUUGACAUCGGAACAUUUUACGCCACCAUCGGGAUUUUACAAAGCGCGUGGCCCUGUUUUUCCUCGUUUUCAUGUGAAUCCUGCCUUGACAGCUCGCCUAAUGAUUUUCAUUUGACACAAGAGCCAAAGCAGACGGGCGGCUUCUUCUAAUAAACACUCGGGAAAAACAGGUCAUUAUGACCUUAGUAUCCUCCAGGAAAAGAAAACCAUCGGAUUGCUUUCACGCGGCAUCUUUCUGCGUGCAUCUUUUGCUUUGGAUUUCGUGUGCCGUGUCCGGAGAGGAGGAUCAUCAUCAGUUCAGCGUUGAGGGAUGGCUACAGAGGUAUGGCUACCUUCCCCGCACAGAACCGGGAAUGUCUGUCCUGCGCUCGGCCCAAACCAUGCACUCAGCCAUCGCCGCCAUGCAGCGCAACUAUGGCCUCAAUGUCACCGGGACGCUGGAUGAGAGAACCAAGGAUGAUAUCACGCUGAGUUGGAUGCAAAAGCCUCGAUGUGGAGUUCCAGACAAGUUCAAAAGUGCUUCAAGGACAAGGAAGCGGAGAUACGCGCUGACAGGACAGAAGUGGCAGCGUCCACACAUCACCUACAGCAUUAAAAACGUCACACCAAAGGUGGGUGCCCGGGAGACCCAUGAUGCCAUCCGGCGGGCGUUUGACGUGUGGCAGGGUGUGACUCCCCUCCGCUUUGAGGCCGUUCCAUACAGCGCCCUGGAAACUGGCAGGCGUGACGUGGACAUCACCAUCAUCUUUGCUUCGGGUUUUCAUGGCGACAGCUCGCCUUUUGACGGAGAGGGUGGCUUCCUUGCCCACGCCUAUUUCCCUGGCCCAGGCAUUGGUGGGGACACGCACUUUGACUCAGAUGAGCCCUGGACUCUCGGGAACCCCAACCAUGAUGGUAAUGACCUAUUCUUGGUUGCGGUACACGAAUUGGGCCAUGCCCUCGGUCUGGAACAUUCAAAUGACCCAACCGCUAUCAUGGCUCCUUUCUACCAAUACAUGGACACAGAGAACUUCAAACUACCUCACGAUGACCUUCAGGGCAUCCAGAAGAUCUAUGGUCCACCAGAUAGAGCGCCACAGCCCACGAGGCCCCCACCUACUGUCCCACCACCUCGAUUCCAUCCUCCUUCAGACCCUCGAAAGCAUGACCGCCACGCCAGACCCCAUCGCCCCCCUCAGGGGGCUAAACCCUCCAACCCCAACUCCAAACCCAACAUCUGUGAUGGAGGCUUCAACACUCUGGCCAUCCUACGACAGGAACUCUUUGUAUUUAAGGACCAGUGGUUUUGGAGGGUACGGGACAACUCCGUAGUCCCAGGCUACCCCAUGCAGAUAAACUACUUCUGGAAAGGCUUGCCUCCCAAAAUCGAUGCUGUGUAUGAGAAUAGUGAAGGGAAGUUCGUCUUUUUUAAAGGAAACCGUUUCUGGGUCUUCAAGGACACAACUCUCCAGCCUUCGUACCCUCAGGACAUCUCGCUGUUCGGGAGCGGCAUGCCCACUCAGAGUAUUGAGACAGCUGUGUGGUGGGAGGAUGUCGCCAAAACCUACUUCUUCAAAGGAGACAGAUAUUGGAGGUACAAUGAGGACAUGAGGACCAUGGAUCCAGGCUACCCUAAACCCAUUACCGUCUGGAAGGGUAUCCCUGACUCUCCACAGGGGGCUUUUGUGGACAAAGCCAAUGGUUUUACAUACUUCUACAAGGGGAAGGAGUACUGGAAGUUUAACAACCAGCUGCUUCGUGUGGAACCUGGUUACCCGAGGUCCAUCCUGAGAGACUUCAUGGGCUGUGACGGCCUCCCCGCCGACCCCGACUGGGACUGGAGCCCCCCUGUUGCAGAAGAACGGCACUACGACAACGGUGACGUGGACGUCGUCAUCAAACUGGACAGCGCGGGGGGCACUGAGAAAGCAGUGGCUAUCGCUAUCCCCUGCGUCCUGGCGCUGUGCAUGAUGGUCCUCCUCUACACGGUUUUCCAGUUCAGGAGGAAGAGCACACAGCGCCACAUACUGUACUGCAAGCGCUCCAUGCAGGAGUGGGUGUGAGGGACUGUUCCUGCUCUGUAUAGAGAGGGGUGUGAAGCUCUGAUAAAGGUCUUGUUAUUACUUGAAGCCCUGAGCCCAGUAAUUGGAAGCACUGUUAAAGGGUGCGUAAGGAUUGCCAUGUUGGCAGAUUUUAAAAACUGCUUGACUUUGUAACGUGCAAGCUGCAAGGGAGCGAAACGAUCAGCAGAACUUAAAUGAAGACACAGCGAGGGAGCCACAUCCCCUAUGUCCAACUAAUAUGUAUGUAUCUGCUUCGACUUUUUUCUGUAUCUUGGAAUGAACUCAAUUAAGUGAGACAGAGUUAAGCUACCGUAAGUGGGACCUUUGUCUGUCCUCGUCUCUGCACGCCGCUUAAAAAGCCCCUAGCACUAACUUCAGUGGACAAAUUAGAUAUAGGCUUCUACUUUACUUUCAUUUCUUAAUUAAAUCGCUCUGAGCUGUGCUUUUUUUUAUUAUUUAGGGUCCCUGUAAAAGAUUAUUCAUUGUGUGGAGGACUGAUACACAAACCAAAUAUGACCUUUUUCUUCCAAAGAGGAUUACCGCUCGAUGUUGUUUUUGAUGGGAUCAUUUUCCUCCAUGGAUCGAAACAUUGUGGCAUCAUAACUCCAAUUUUUCUUUUUUUUUUUUUUUCUUCUCUUGCCGUGGGUUUUCACAUGCACCCGUCUGCUCUGUAAUCUGUGGGGAUAGGAAACAGCCGUUAGCAAGCAAGAGCUCAGAACUCAAGACUGUGGUGGCGGUCUAUCUCCAAACAGGGGCCAAAAACCUCUCUGCAAUAUUUAUGAGACUGCCUUAAUCACGGAUUGCUUAAACUCCCUUCUCUUUCUCUCUGAUUCUCUGGUCUGGAUGCUGGAAACUGAGGGACGCUGCUAGAAUUCCAACAGGCAUUAAUUACUGCCCAUAAUGCAAUUUCAAAACCAGUAAUUAAGGACGGUUUGAUCCACAAAGGGUUCAUCACUCUUGAAAAGCUGUGCUAAAUACCUGAUGGCAGGACGGCUUUUGGCUUUGAUUUUCUGCCUCGCCAGAGGGUGUAAAAGAGAGAAAGGGAAGGCUGGUUGUGUGUGUGGAAGAGACAGUUAUUACCCACACUAUAUAUGUACUGUAUCAUACUGUAGUGUCAGCUAUUCAACAGCAAACAUCAUGCUUCCCCAUUUUCCUGCCAUGUUUGGACUCUAAUACUCCAAACAGUGACAGUGAAUAUGUUUUUAUCAUCUGAAUUGAUCCAUGUUUUGCUUUUGCUUUUAACUUUUAUACAAGGUUUGUAAGUUUACAUGAUAUUUCUCAUCAAACUGGAAAGGAGAGGAAAUGGAAAGCGAUCAUAAAAUGAGACAAAUGUAAAAAAAGGAAGUCAUCACUUCAUAUCUAGUUGGUAUCAGCAGCCAUUGCUUUAGCUCCAUCUUCUCAUUAGAAAUUAUUUUUAAGGGAACAUUUUCAAAGAAGAAGACAAUAUAACAGUAAGAAUAAGUACCCGCCAAAAUAAAAGAAACAUUCAGGAUUUAUGAAGAAACAAACCCUGGCUGUGCCAGGUUGUUUUACACUCUGCAUUAUACAAAAAACUUUACUAAUGUUGUAUUAACAAAUUACUAACAAAUGUUUUAAACUAGUCUAACAUGGUUGGCAUUAACAGGCAUAUCUGACAACCCAAAGCAGCUAAAUUUAGUCUAAAUUUAUGAUGUAACCAAUAUUUAUGACAUAAAAAAUGAACUAUAAUGUGUUUAUUGAAGAAGUGCGACAGACAUUUGAGUGAUUUAAGAUGGAGCUAAACAAAGCAGAAGCUUUAUUCGCUCAGCUGUGUAUUGUAUAAAGAAAGCAACACACAGCCUGGGUCCUAGUGAACUUUACCGUCUCGCAUUUGCCUUCGAUUGCUGCCAUACAUGUGACAAUGUGGUUGUGUGGUGUGGCAUUUGCCGGAUGACCAGUCUGUGAGCUUUCAUGAUGUGAUUUCUUUUGUAUUCGUGCUUUAUGAAUUUUUUUUUUUUUUUUACUAGAAACGGUCUUCAACAUUAAGUGUACAGGAUCUCUGCAUAUCUUUCGUUGAUAUCAAGGCAAUGCCAUUUUUAUAUCGUACCACAGACGGAUAUAGAGUUUUAAAAUGUACCUAUGAACUAUCUAAAAGGUGAUAAGAUAUGGUUUGAUCUGUCAUGUAAGGGGUAAUAACUGAAGAUCUACAUAAGGGCAAUGCAUGUUGUUGUUAACUAAGAUGUCAUCCUGUUGACCAUGAAUCAAUUGACACUCUUGUAAUAUUCAGUCUUUAACAUACUGUUUCAAUGAGGCGACAGGUUUCUGUCAGAUACAUAGGCACACCCAAGCUGUCAUGUUUUUUUAAACCAUGUGAAAUGACUUCUCUUUCAGUCCGUUCUCCCCGUUCCAAUCUCCAGGCUACAGGAAAAGAAAAUGUACACAUUUUAAAGAAAGACAGGAACAUCUUUUGCUUUCCUGCAGCGGUGCAGAAUUGCCGCGUGCACCAGUCCAUGUUGAUUCAUGACCACUGUAAUUUAAGGAGGAAGCAACAACCUUUGGCUCAGUGUUGUGUGUGACGUCUUAUCAGUUUGUGUGUUUGUGGUGAGGGUCUGACAGCUCCAGCGAGUGUGAAUUAAAGAUGACCAGUGAGGCGAGUCGGUACUAUAUUUAUUGCCGUAUUUAUUCCUCUGUGCUCAGCACCUCAAAUCUUGCAUUGCAUUGUACUGAGGGCGAGAAGCUGUCAAUAA